Lonchura striata (white-rumped munia) is the source of this 1005-nucleotide messenger RNA. It is a transcript of the gene SNRPA1, whose product is annotated as small nuclear ribonucleoprotein polypeptide A'. Gene Ontology annotation, biological process: mRNA splicing, via spliceosome. The record is from RefSeq and is a predicted model, not a curated record. Lineage: Eukaryota; Metazoa; Chordata; Aves; Passeriformes; Estrildidae. Gene Ontology annotation, molecular function: U2 snRNA binding; protein binding. Gene Ontology annotation, cellular component: U2 snRNP.
CGGCGCGGCGCGGCGGGUCCCGCUCUGUGUGUGUCCCGCUGUGUGUCCCGCUGUGUCCGUCCCGCUGUGUCCGUCCCGCUGUGUCCCGGUCUGUCGCCGUCUGUCGCAAUGGUGAAGCUCACGGCGGAGCUGAUCGAGCAAGCGGCACAGUACACCAAUGCCGUCCGCGACCGGGAGCUGGAUCUGCGCGGCUAUAAAAUCCCUGUCAUUGAGAACUUGGGUGCCACUCUGGACCAGUUUGAUGCCAUCGAUUUCUCUGACAACGAGAUCCGCAAGCUGGACGGGUUCCCCCUGCUGCGGAGGCUGAAAACGCUCCUCAUGAAUAACAACAGGAUUUGUCGGAUUGGUGAGAACCUGGAGCAGGCUCUGCCCAGCCUCACAGAGCUCAUUCUUACCAACAACAACAUUGCUGAACUGGGUGAACUGGAUCCAUUAUCAAGUAUUAAAUCAUUGACUUACCUGAGCGUUCUAAGGAAUCCUGUAACAAAUAAGAAACAUUACAGAUUAUAUUUAAUUCAUAAAGUUCCCCAGGUCAGAGUGCUGGAUUUUCAAAAAGUGAAGCUCAAAGAGCGACAGGAGGCAGAGAAAAUGUUCAAGGGCAAACGGGGUGCACAGCUUGCAAAGGAUAUUGCCAGGAGAGCAAAAACUUUCAAUCCAGGGGCUGGUCUGCCAACAGACAAAAAGAAAACUGGGCCCUCUCCAGGGGAUGUGGAGGCAAUUAAGGCUGCCAUAGCGAACGCCUCGACGCUGGCGGAGGUGGAGCGGCUGAAGGGUUUGCUGCAGGCGGGCCAGAUCCCCGGCAGGGAGCGGAAACCAGGCCCAUCGGAGGACGGUGAAGAAGAAAUGGAAGAGGACACAGUGCCAAACGGAUCGUAGCCCGGGCCGUGCCGCGCUCCGGCCCCCCAGGAGCCCUUUCCUGUUCCGUGCCGUGCCGGUGUCCCCGGCGGGGCCAUCGCUCCGGUCCUGGCGCAUUUCACUGUUCAAUAAACGAGCGCUGCCUUUUUC